ACUUCCCAAACACAAUCGUCAAUGUAUGGCACCUCUGUACAAAAAUAGCCCACCUGUUCGAGACUCUGCAACUUUAAAAGGUGUGAAUUACAGUGGCGCAGGUCAUGAGAAAUAUCCGUCGUGGCCGACGGCGGCCGCAGCCGAUAUACCAUUGGCAGUCAGAGGCCCUGUUACAGGAGGGUCACAUCGUUCCAAAAGCUGGACGGACCACACCAACUACCCGAAGGAACAAGCACCAAUUCCAAUGAGGCCCUACAUGAAGAGGUCGCACGCCGCUUCUGUGGGAUCCAACACCCAGCACCUGAAAACGGUGAUGGAAAGAUCGGAGCAGAGUCGUAUCGUCACAACUACUUCUGAAGGCAUCUCUUCAACUUAUGAGCAAUUUGAUAGUACCAGGCUAAUACCUAUUCAUGAUGAACCUGAAAAAAGAAGCAGCAGCCCACCUGAACGUGAUACUGAUCAGAUGUCGUUACGAGGAUUGUCCAAAAAGGAUUUGGAGUCCUAUAAUACGUCAUAUGCAGAAUCCACUAUUUCACAGGAUACCGGAAAGUUUUCUCCGACCAGUUCCCAGUUGACCAGGGCCGAGUUGGAAGAAUACACGAGGACCUACGAUGAGGUCCUUGCAACCCAACACGUUAAACAAUCAUCAUAUGCCCAAUCUGAAGGAUAUCAUAGUUAUGUCUCCAGUACGGAUAGUAUGUCCACUCCUUUUCUUGACAGGUUAAGAAGAGACAGUGCCUUAAAUACCUUAUCUGGAGAAAAUGUUUCUAGGGAAGGACGUGACAGUGUGGCAACAAUUCAUUCUUGCAGCGAUAGUGUCGUCACUUCAAAUUCGGGCAGUUCUAGUGAAACUUUAAAAUGGCAUGGGUCCAUGAGUGACGUCUCUGUUGCCAGCAGUUCCAUGGGAACAGGUAAAAAUUAA
Ctenocephalides felis (cat flea) is the source of this 922-nucleotide messenger RNA. Its product is annotated as protein Shroom-like. The record is from RefSeq and is a predicted model, not a curated record. NCBI's taxonomy places the organism in Eukaryota, Metazoa, Arthropoda, Insecta, Siphonaptera, Pulicidae. The transcript is spliced from 5 exons. The coding region runs from base 26 to 922 and encodes 298 amino acids.